Orycteropus afer afer is the source of this 1962-nucleotide messenger RNA. RefSeq names its product integrator complex subunit 9 (gene INTS9). Gene Ontology annotation, biological process: snRNA processing. Bases 58 to 1962 code for a protein of 634 amino acids. The transcript has 16 exons. Gene Ontology annotation, cellular component: integrator complex. NCBI's taxonomy places the organism in Eukaryota, Metazoa, Chordata, Mammalia, Tubulidentata, Orycteropodidae. The record is from RefSeq and is a predicted model, not a curated record.
CUGUCGGGGCACCCAACUUUACCAUGCAACGUGCUCAAAUUCAAAUCAACCACCAUUAUGUUGGACUGUGGACUGGACAUGACUUCCACCCUCAAUUUCCUUCCUUUGCCACUUGUUCAAAGUCCCAGGCUGUCUAAUCUUCCUGGCUGGUCCCUAAAGGAUGGAAAUGCUUUCUUGGACAAGGAGCUAAAAGAGUGCUCGGGUCACGUAUUUGUGGAUUCUGUGCCUGAAUUCUGUUUACCAGAGACCGAGCUAAUAGAUCUGUCUACGGUAGAUGUGAUCCUCAUCUCUAACUAUCACUGCAUGAUGGCACUGCCCUACAUCACUGAACACACUGGUUUCACAGGCACUGUCUAUGCUACAGAACCCACUGUGCAGAUCGGCAGGCUUCUCAUGGAAGAGCUGGUGAAUUUUAUUGAAAGAGUGCCAAAGGCUCAGUCUGCCUCCUUGUGGAAGAAUAAGGAUAUACAGCGGCUGCUGCCUUCUCCUCUCAAGGAUGCAGUGGAAGUAUCAACCUGGAGAAGAUGCUAUACAAUGCAAGAGGUGAACUCAGCCCUUAGUAAAAUCCAGCUGGUGGGAUAUUCCCAGAAAAUUGAACUUUUUGGUGCAGUCCAGGUGACUCCUCUAAGCUCUGGCUAUGCCCUUGGAAGCUCCAACUGGAUUAUCCAGUCCCAUUAUGAGAAAGUAUCUUACGUCUCCGGAUCCUCCUUGCUGACUACACACCCUCAGCCCAUGGACCAGGCUUCUCUCAAAAACAGUGAUGUUCUCAUUCUGACGGGGCUCACCCAGAUUCCAACUGCAAACCCAGACGGUAUGGUAGGAGAGUUCUGCAGCAACCUAGCUCUUACAGUCCGGAAUGGAGGUAAUGUGUUGGUUCCCUGCUACCCUUCUGGAGUGAUCUAUGAUCUCCUGGAAUGCCUGUAUCAGUACAUUGACUCAGCCGGCCUCUCCAAUGUCCCUUUCUACUUCAUCUCCCCUGUGGCUAACAGUUCACUCGAGUUUUCCCAGAUUUUUGCUGAGUGGCUUUGUCACAACAAACAGACUAAAGUGUAUCUCCCAGAACCUCCUUUUCCUCAUGCAGAGCUCAUUCAGACCAAUAAACUGAAGCACUACCCCAGCAUCCAUGGAGACUUCAGCAACGAUUUCAGACAGCCAUGUGUGGUGUUCACUGGGCACCCUUCCCUCCGGUUUGGGGAUGUGGUCCACUUCAUGGAGCUCUGGGGAAAGUCUAGUCUCAACACUGUUAUAUUCACAGAACCUGACUUCUCCUAUCUGGAAGCACUGGCUCCCUACCAGCCCUUGGCCAUGAAAUGCAUAUACUGCCCCAUUGAUACACGAUUGAAUUUCAUCCAAGUAUCAAAGUUGCUUAAAGAAGUACAGCCCCUCCAUGUAGUGUGUCCUGAGCAGUAUACCCAGCCACCACCAACCCAGUCCCACCGGAUGGACCUGAUGAUUGACUGCCAGCCCCCUGCUAUGUCCUAUCGCAGGGCCGAAGUCCUUGCCCUGCCCUUCAAACGUCGGUAUGAGAAAAUCGAAAUUAUGCCUGAGCUUGCAGAUUCCCUGGUGCCCAUGGAGAUUAAGCCUGGCAUUUCCUUAGCAACCGUUUCGGCUGUGUUGCAUACUAAAGAUAACAAGCACAUUCUUCAGCCUCCUCCAAGGCCCUCCCAGCCCACAAGUGGUAAGAAGAGAAAGCGGGUGAGCGAUGACAUUCCGGACUGCAAAGCUGUGAAGCCUUUGUUGAGUGGCGCCAUUCCUGUGGAGCAAUUUGUACAGACCUUAGAGAAGCAUGGCUUCAGUGAUAUUAAGGUGGAAGAUACGGCUAAGGGCCAUAUUGUCCUGCUCCAGGAGGCAGAAACACUGAUCCAGAUUGAGGAAGACUCAACUCAUAUCAUUUGUGACAAUGACGAGAUGCUCAGGGUACGACUGCGGGAUCUUGUCCUCAAAUUCUUACAGAAGUUCUAA